Messenger RNA from Mugil cephalus (flathead mullet), 1946 nucleotides. RefSeq names its product major histocompatibility complex class I-related gene protein-like. The record is from RefSeq and is a predicted model, not a curated record. Bases 51 to 1175 code for a protein of 374 amino acids. The transcript has 6 exons. Lineage: Eukaryota; Metazoa; Chordata; Actinopteri; Mugiliformes; Mugilidae. Gene Ontology annotation, cellular component: external side of plasma membrane. Gene Ontology annotation, biological process: immune response.
UCGACCAGGAAACAGUUUAAACGCUCAACGCUUUGCAGCUUCUGAACAAGAUGAAGAUAUUUAUUUUUUUGCUGCUUUGUCACAUUUCUUCUUCAGUCAAACACUCCAUGAGGUUCUACCUCACCUCAUCAUCAGGAGUCCCUGAACUCCCAGAUUUCGUGGCCAUUGCGAUGGUAAACGAAGCUGAGGUGGCUUAUUACGACAGCAACAUCAGCCAGACGCAGCCUAAGCAGCAGUGGGUGAGGAAAGUAAUCGGGGAUGAUUCACAGCGAUGGGAAAGAAACAGAAAGGAGUGUAAGGGCUAUCACCAGAUCUUUAAAGCUGAAACGGACACCUUCAGGCAGCGCUUCAAUCAAACUGCAGCCGUCCACGUAGCUCAGCAGAUGGCGGGCUGCGAGUGGGACGAGGAGACUGGAGAGGUGACCGGUCACCAGCACUACAGUUACAACGGAGAAGACUUCAUCUCUCUGGACCUGAACACUAUGACGUGGGUCGCUCCCAAACCACAGGCUGUCGUCACGAAACACGACUGGGACAGGGAUAAACCCAGGAUUGAGUUUUGGAGAACCUUCCUCUUACAGCGUUGCCCUGAGCAGCUCAAGAGGUACCUGCCGCAUUGGAAGAGUUCUCAUCAGAGAACAGCUCUCCCCUCAGUGUCUCUCCUCCAGAAGACUCCCUCCUCUCCAGUCAGCUGCCACGCUACAGGUUUCUACCCUGACAGAGCCAGGAUGUUCUGGAGGAAAGAUGGAGAGGAGAUUCAUGAAGGAGUGGAACAUGGAGAGAUCCUCCCCAACCAUGAUGGAUCCUUCCAGAUGAAUGUUGACCUGGACAUUUCAUCAGUCUCACGUGAAAACUGGAGGAGGUACGACUGUGUGUUUCAUCUCUCUGGGGAAAAAAGCAUCACCAGACUGGACGAAGCAGUGAUCAGAACCAACAGAGUGAACCCGGCCAACGUGACCACUCCUGUCACUGCUGCAGUGGUUGUUCUUGCUGUCGUCAUUGCUGCCUGUGGAUUCACAUGUUACAGGAGAAAGAAAAGUUCUGACAAAGUCUCUGAAGAACGUCUCUCACAAGAAAAACUAAAUCCAGAUAAAGAUGAAACCGUGGAGUCAGAGAGUAACAGCGAAUGCAGCGACACGAACAGUUUGAAGCAAAACAUGAACCAGUUUAUUUAGGACACUGUUGUGUCACACAGAACUACAAAGAUGUGAAGGGUCUGUUGUGUAAAUAAGUAAUAAUGGGACCAGAGGAAACGUUAAUAGUUAUAUAUUACACUAGUCUGUGUAGAAUAAAGUUUUUUUUGUGAUGGAUAAGUGCUUUUGAAUGUUUUACCUGAGAAGAUCUAGUUAAAAUCUGAUAACAAGUCUGAAUGUGACUUUGUUUCAACUGUUCUCAGCUUAGAUGUGUCACCUCUCAAACUACAGAGUAACUCUGGUGUAGUCCUCUGACAAAAUAGUUUCACUUUGCAGCCUAUAAGAACGUAUGCCACAGAUAGAAGAAUGAUAAACAGUUGUUUUGUAAUAUGAGAGCCGACAUGCUAAGCUAGCUAAACGAGAAAGAAAAACGUAAACCAAUAACAGAAACCUUUUAGUUUAGUGGACGUACGACUUCACAGAGAUGGGGCUUCAUGUGAAAAAUAUAGUGUAGUGACUUUCCAAAACAAAUGAACAGGAGUGCUCUGAUCCUGGCAUCCCAUAUUAAAUUAUUUAUACAUUAAACAGUUUUCGUAGGAAACCUCUGGCUUCUCAUUAAUCCAGGAAACAUGUCUGAGCUGGAGAACAGUCUGUGCCACAUCUGCUAAUGUUGUAAAACAAAGAUGUAUUGUUGAAUUAUGAGGUGUGACAUGUAAGAGGUGUAUUCAUUAACCUGGAAGGAAGCCACAAAAUGUAUUACUUUAAUAAUUGUUAUAUUGUUUGGAUUUAAUAAAAUCUUGGUGCUUUGUUUAA